UUGGUCCACCGUAACAACCUGCUUGCUUUACAUAAUUUCUAUCGGCGCUAGUUUACGCAGUUGUACAUAAAUUCAUCAUGUUGCGCAUCGUCUAUGGGAGGAUAUAUCUACAUUUAAGUAAAAUCGAUAUUACACGCAUUCAGACAGUAAAGUGACUUUACACAGUUGGAAGUCAACCGCUAAAUAUGAGGAAAUAAAUUAUUUUCCGAGCAAGUAGCAUCAAUGACAGCUUAAUGCAGUGAAAAUUUCAUAAUUAAGUGAAUUAAUUCGGUUCAGUGAGUGAGAUCAUACCUUCAAUCAUAAGAUCUGAGGAUUAAUCUCAGGUUUUAGUUUUCCUCAAUCAAAUCCCUUGAUAUUAGCGAGAUUUUCCGAUUACGUUUAUAUGCAAAGAGAAGUAUUAUUGUGGAUUUAAAUGUUAUGUAAAAAAUGUAACGGUGUUUAAGGCAGAAAACCAGUACUCAGGACCGAAUAAAAUGAGCAAAAUGAAUACUUUAGUAGACUGGGUUUCAGUAAUUGACAGAUUGAAAAUAAUUGACUUGAAAAACUCCGGUGUAGAGACCAAGACGAUUACGGACGAGUUCAAGAUAACCGAAGAUACACUUCAGGAAAUAAUGAAAAAUGAAGAUAAGUAUAAAUCACUUAAAGAAUCAUUUCUGGUAUCGUUUUCAAAAAUAAAAGAGAUGAUAAGUAUCGCGCCUGGGUACAAAGAAUUGGAGCAAAAUCUUCUUACUUGGCUGAGUGAGGUUCGGAGUCAUGGACUUGGACUAGACAGUAUUACGUUUCAAAGAAAGGCAAUGGACUUAUAUGACAAGAUGGGUCCGACGUUUCCUUUUAGAGCCAGUCAUAAAUGGGUUCGUUAUUUUGAAAAAUGUCACAAUAUUGAAGUCACUUUUGGGGCAAGUGAAAAUAAUAUGACUGUAGAUACGUUGUUUCGGGGUCAAACAGAUUCGGAUAUUUUGAAUAAUCGGGCACAGGAAAUUGAUGAAGAGAAAUUGGAGGCAACUAUUAGCGGGCAAGAGUCGAUAAUAAAUAAAGAAAUUGAAGAAUUAGACGAACUGGAAAUAGGGGAAGAAGUGGAAAUAGUAGAAGAAGUGGAGUUAGAAGAAGAAGUGGAAAUAGAAGAAGUGGCAGUAGAAAGAGAAGCGGAAGUAGACAGAGAAUUAGCAGUUAAUCAAUCCAAUAUUUCAGGGACUCUACAAAAUUUUACAACAGAAAUUUUUACAGGAAGUAUAAUAAUUUUAACUAUUUGCCAAAAUGAUCCGAUAUUUUAUCAAGUAAUAGAAGAAGAAAAUAAACGAGAAGAGGUAGAAAAACCGUGUGAAGAAAAUGAAGAAUUAAAAAAUAAAGGAAUAGCAGAAGAAGCUUUGAAUAAUCGAUCGGAUCUUAUAGACCUUUCGGAAAAUUGUACAGAAGAAAUAGAUACAGAAGAAUCAAUAUUUCCAAGUAUGAGUCAACAAGACUUUUUGAUAAAUUUGGGAAUUGAAAAAAAAAGAGAUGAAAAAGAGAGAAAAAUAAAAAUUGAAGAUGUAGAAGAAAAUUUAAAAGACAGAAAAGACGAAGAAGAAAAUUUCUCGAUUAAUCUAUUGAAUUUUUUAGAUGAUUCAGAAAUUAGUACAGAGGAAAUAGACAGAGACAAAAUAAUAAUUUCAAGUGCCGAUCUACAAAUGUUCAUAAAACAAGUUAUUGAAAAUAAAGACGAAGUCGAUCGAGAGGAAGAAGAAUUAGGAGACAGAGAAGUAGGAAAGGGAUGCCCGAUUGAUCUAUGGGAUCUUUCAAAUACUUCAGAAAAUAGAACAGAGGCAAUGGACAAUGAAGAAUUGAUAUUUCCGAGUACUAGUCAACAAGUGUCUAUGAUAAAUCCGAAUAUUGAAGGAAUAGAUAAUGAAGAAGAGGAAGAAAGAGAUGAAGACAAAGAAGAAGAGUUUUUGAGUGAUGUAUCGAAUGAGAAAAGAACUCCAGAAAAUUCUACAGUGGAAGUGAAUCAAGAAGAAUUAAUGUCCUCAAGUACAAGUCAACAAGUGUCUGUAAUACAUAAAAAAUCAGAAGAUGCGGAUGCUGUCCCUGAUUCUCAUAAAUAUUUUGACAAAGUCAAAGAAAAUAGAACAGAGGAAACGGAUAAUGAAACAUUAAUAUUUCCGAGUACUAGUCAACAAGUGUCUAAGAUAAAUCCCAAUAUUGAAGGAAUAGAUAAUGAAGAAAAGGAAGAAAGAGAUGAAAACAAAGAAGAAUUUUUGAGUGAUGUAUCGAAUCAGGAAAGAACUUCAGAAAAUUCUACAGUGGAAGUGAAUCAAGAAAAAUUAAUGUCCUCAAGUACAAGUCAACAAAUGUCUGUAAUACAUAAAAAAUCAGAAGAUGCGGAUGCUGUUCCUGAUUCUCAUAAAUAUUUUGACAAAGACGAAGAAGAUAAAUUUCCGUCCAAAGUUUCACUUGGCCAUUCAAUUCUCUCAACCGAAAAAAACAAAAUUUUAAAAAUAGGUGUUACGAAGAUGAAAAUCAUCGGGAUGGAAAAGCGAAAAAUUAUGAAAAAAUGUGAUAUCACUGAUAGGAUGCAGAAAUUGACUAUCAAAAUUCAAGAAGAAGAUAAAAAAGACGUAAAUAUUUAUUCUGAACGAACUAAAGUCAAUAAAUGGGCUUAUAGAAACAGUUUAAUCAAAGAACUAGAAGAAAAUAUGCUAACCUGGUUAAUCGAUGCGCGAAAUAAGGGCAUUUUGGUAAAUGGAAGAAAAUUUAGAAAUAAAGCAUUACAAUUUCACCAAGAGUUGGGGAUGAAAUAUCAUUUCAGGGCCAGUUAUCAUUGGAUUAAUGCGUUUGAAAAACGUCACAGAAUUAAAAUUAUUAAGAAAAAAAAAAAAUCAAAUGUCAGGGCACACAGACCAUUGAGAACUCGACCUCAUCUUCCACGUAUGUCGAAAAGACGAGUAGAGAAUAUGAUGAAAAAUCAAUUAUUGUUACCAAGUACUGGACAAGAUGCACCUGUACUAUGUCAAGAAGAGCAGGAUAAAACGGCAGUCAGUUAUGAGUGUGGGAACGAAGAACUUGAGCGACGUCUUUUGAUUUGGUUAAAUGAAGUACAGGACCAAAAACAAUCACGAAACGGAUUGAUAUUUAAAAGAAAAGCGAUGGAAAUAUAUGAAGAGUUAGGUGGAAAAUUUCCUUUUAAGCCUACAUACGAUUGGGUUUCUUCUUUUGAAAUACGUCAUAACGUUGAAAUAAUUAAACGUAACAAAGACAGUGAAAAGGAUAUAAUGAAAUUCAAUUUGAUGAGGAAUCAAUUGAAUCUUUGGCGCACCUCAAAAAAAUUAGCAGUAAGUAAAGGAACAUUUAAAGAGAUUGGAAACACAGAUGAAAUAAGAGAAGAAUACGAUGAAAAUGAAGAAAAAUAUGAAGAAAUAGUAGAAAAAUACGGUGACGGUAGUGAGCAAGAAGAAGAUAAAGACUUUGAAAAUGGCGAAGAAGAAAAAGAAGCCGAAGAAGAAUACGUUGACGAUGGCGAGCAAGAAGAAGACGUGUAUGCUGAAAAUAGCGAAGAAGAAAAAGAUACUGAAGAAUACUCUACCAAUAGCGAAGAAGACGAAGAAGAAUAUGUAGACGAUGGUGAAGAAGAAAAAGAUUUCGAAGUAGAAGAAUAUGUCUACGAUAAAGAAGAAGAAGACGUGUAUGCUGAAAAUAGUGAAGAAGAAAAAGAAACUGAAGAAGAAUACUCCAACAAUAGUGAAGAAGAAUAUUUCGACGAUGGUGAAGAAGAAAAAGAUUUAGAAGUAGAAGAAUAUGUCGACGAUGAAAAAGAAGAAGACGUGUAUGCUGAAAAUAGCGAAGAAGAAAAAGAUACUGAAGAAGAAUACUCCAACAAUAGUGAAGAAGAAUAUGUAGACGAUGGUGAAGAAGAAAAAGAUUCAGAAGUAGAAGAAUAUGUCGAUGAUGAAGAAGAAGAAACACAAGAAGAAUACGUCGACGAUAAUGAAGAAGAAAAAUACCAACAAGACCAAAGAGAUAAUGACAAAAAUCAAGCAGCAACAGAUAAUGAUGAUGGACUAUCGUGUAAUCUAUCGAUUAGUGAAUUGCAAGAAGAAGAACAAACAGAAAACGAAGGUUACGAAGAAGAGGAUACAUGGGCACAUGAUGAAGAUUCUCUAGUAAGUCAUGGAGAAGAUAUAAAUGGAAAUAUCCUCCAAAAUACUUCGGGAAAUUCGGUAAUGAGUAUAAUGAAAAAUACAGAAGAAACUUUAAGUCGACAACAAAUUAAUCGAAAAGAAAAACGAACUAAACACGUAACCUUUGAUAUCAAUAACGAUCCCAGUGAUGCCCUACAGCCAACAGUCAGUUCGUCGACCCGCUCACCUUUUCUACAGUCUUUAGAGAAGUUUAACGGAAUCGAAGAUUAUUUAUCGAUACUGAAGUACCAACUGAUUUUUAGUGAAUGCAAAAAAAUGAUUGCAAAAGAAGAAAUCGCAAUAUUUUUCAAACAACAACAAAUUGAAGAUUUAAAACAAGCGUUAGAUAUUUUAAUUAAAACAAUAACUUCGGAAGAAGAAUUAUUGAAUCAACUUUUAAUGAACGAAACUUGGGCACCAUUCGGCCGAAUGCUGUGUGCUGAAGAUAUUGCAUGGGUAUCCAAAGAUCGCAUUCUUUGUACAUUUUGUUACGAAGAUACUGAAGACGAGUACGAUAAUUACCACAGAAGUGCAAUCGACCAUAAAUUAACAUCAAAUAAAAAACUAAAAAGUCGAAUUUGCGGUAAUUGUUGUAAAUCGACUCUCGAUUUUCGUCCAGCUGCCAAAUGCACUGAGUGUAUUAUUCCUUUUUGGCGAAGUAAACCUUAUUUUAGGUUACUUUUUAAAUAAAAAUACAAAUUAGUUUCAUAUGCAGAUAAUGCCAACGAAUCUUGCAUCACUAGACCGAGUUUAAAAACAUGUAUAUACGCACAGAUGUCUUUGAACUCGCGUUAUAGAAAUGUUGUAUGCAAUUGGAAAAUUGCAAGGGGUUCAACUCGAAGCUCAAACAUGUCAUAUGACACAACUAAUCAAUAACUACAACAUUUAUCAUAUCCGACAGUUUUAAUUUUAUUAAAAAACAUCAAUACUGUCAGACAAUAAAUUAUUUAUAAAAAAGUGUAAUUAAUGUCUUUGCAUGAUAAUAAAAUAUGUAUUUAUUGAUUA
Microplitis mediator is the source of this 5156-nucleotide messenger RNA. Its product is annotated as trichohyalin-like. The transcript is spliced from 2 exons. Gene Ontology annotation, molecular function: DNA binding. Gene Ontology annotation, cellular component: nucleus. The record is from RefSeq and is a predicted model, not a curated record. NCBI's taxonomy places the organism in Eukaryota, Metazoa, Arthropoda, Insecta, Hymenoptera, Braconidae. The coding region runs from base 474 to 4841 and encodes 1455 amino acids.